AUGGCCACCUCGCAGCCCGCGAAGGAGAGCACGAAAUGGCAGGACAAACUGAAAGAUUACUGCUCCCAAGCCAAAGUGAACGACCCGGUCUACAAUCUCGUUUCCGAUCGUCGAGGAGGUCGCACGGCUUGGUCCACCUCGGUCACAGUUCAACACCCCAGCACUUUGUAUGUCUGCACAUUUUCGGCGCGGUAUUUCUACGAUGGUACAAACAAUGCCUAUGAAGAUGCGGCCGAGGUAGCCGUCAAGGCAUUGCCUCCCUUGCGUGGUUGA
Messenger RNA from Aspergillus sclerotioniger CBS 115572, 273 nucleotides. RefSeq lists its product as uncharacterized. The record is from RefSeq and is a predicted model, not a curated record. NCBI's taxonomy places the organism in Eukaryota, Fungi, Ascomycota, Eurotiomycetes, Eurotiales, Aspergillaceae. The transcript is spliced from 3 exons. The coding region runs from base 1 to 273 and encodes 90 amino acids.